Molecule: messenger RNA, 1103 nt
Organism: Plutella xylostella (diamondback moth)
Lineage: Eukaryota; Metazoa; Arthropoda; Insecta; Lepidoptera; Plutellidae
Source: RefSeq, a predicted model, not a curated record
CAAAAAUACCAUAAUAUAAGGUUUAUUUUUAUUAUUAACAAUCUGAAGUCUCAUAUGAGACUUUUAAAAAUCUAUUGUAUACCUAAAUAAAAAAGACCGCGAACAGCUAUGUACAUAACCUGAACAUAAUGUUUUAAUACAUAUUUUUUAUUAAAAUAUAAGCGUGGCCCAUUUCAUACCCACAGAAGUCAUUUGUUGAGUUAAACAAUAACAACUCCCAGUAAUGGAUUCAAAGGCGCUGCGCAGCAAAAAUAUUAACAAUAAAAACAAGAAGGCUUCGUCUAAACAGAAAACUAAUAAAAAGAAGAAAUGCGAUGGGCCAACAUGUUCUAUGUUUUUAUCUGAACUUACAAAAAAAUUGCAUAUGAAGAAGAAAAAUGAAGAAGAGAGGCCUAAAAAUAUAGUUCAUACCAUAAUAGACAGCAUAAGCCAUGCGUUGCCGGUAAAAUUUUCAAGGACUUCACCGCCAAAACAGGACUCUCCAUUGCAAAUAGAUGCAAUACAGGACCUGGCUCCAGAGUUACUGCCCACCGAUGCAAUGGAAGUGGACCUAAACACACCACCCGAAGUACCACCUCCAGAAAAAAAUAUUAAUGUCAUUCAAGAGCACACUUACAAACCGCUUGCUAAAAAGACACCAAUAGACACCGAGCUCAAAGGAGUGGGUUUAAAACCGGGCAUUGUCAAGGCAUCUCGAAUACCAUUGAAAACUAUUGACCUUAACCUUAAAAAUCUGAAGCCAUUAGAACAACCUAAACCGGUGGUACGCAAAGAGGACGCGUCAGUCAACACUGCGGUGGAUCGCGAUGUCGCCAGUGAGCUGGCAAGACAUGUGACGACUUUGCGUAAAAUAUCCUUGAUUGCCGAAGAAUUUAACCAGAAAACAGCCAGAAAUCUGAAAGAAAUUGUUGACAGCGUCCAAGAGGAUUUGCUCAGAAAACUGAAUGAAGCACAAGCUGAAGAAAAUGCCUCUUUUUAAUGCAAUAAGUAUCUUUGGUAUUUGAUAGAAGAAAAAUAUUUUGAUUACUUUAUCAAUUUGAGGUUGUCAAAAUGAAUUACAACAAAAUUCUCAGUGCCAGUAAAUAAAGUUGCAAUACAUCCCA